CCCAACCCAUCUGACAAGAAGAAGAAGAGUUCCGGGUUCUUUUCAACCGAAAGCUGCUCGCGACUUUCCGCUUUCUCACGUCGCUCACACAGCGGUGAACCAUGUCUCUCUUACUGGAUAACCAAUUCAAAGACCUGCCUCCUGACAAGGCGAUAGACACAAAGUUGUUCCUGGAGUCUGUCGCUCAUAUUCCUUCAUUUUUCGACUGCUUGGGAUCAAACGUAUUUUCAGUCAUCAAAUCAGACAUUAAUGGCAACAUACUGAAAAUUAAAGCAGUGUAUGUGAAGGAUCCUGCAAAGUACGUCACCCUGCAGGACAUCGUGGAGGCCGAGCGAGAAGCCCAUCCAGCAGAAUGGCCCAAAGUCGGAGCAACAUUAGCUCUGAUGUGGCUGAAAAGGGGUCUCCAUUUCAUACAAAUCCUGCUGCAGAGUUUGGCAGACGGAGAGAGAGAUGAGAACAACCCCAACCUAAUUCGGGUUAAUGUCACCAAAGCGUAUGAACAGGCGCUGAAGAAAUACCACGGCUGGAUUGUUCAAAAGAUUUUCAAUGUAGCGUUACAUGCAGCUCCCUACAAAUCAAACUUCCUCAAGGCUCUGUCAAAAGGAGAGGAAGUGAAAGAGGAGGACUGUUUGGCGAAUGUGCGUCAGUUCCUGGUUAAUUACACCGUCACUGUGGAUGCUAUAUACGACAUGUACACAAAUCUCAACGCAGAGCUGGACUACACCGUUUGAUGUCCCGGGACAUCUGUCCAUCCUCUCAGGUGUCGGGUCGGACAAGUUCUGUUUUAAAAAGUGUUUUUAAUAAGAUUGUUUUUAAUCUUUUCAUUUCAGUGUGAUAUUUAUUACUUUUAUUAUAUCUUACCAAAUAUUACUACAAAAAAAUGCCUUAAAUUCAAACUAUUAUAACAGAAGAUUAUGAUUUUAUUCUUGUAUUUCAUUUCGAAAAGCUGCAGGAUUGUUACAGCAACAGUGCAGCUCUCACUCUUACGCAAAAUUAUGGUAUUGUGUGUGUGUGUGUGUGUGUGUGUGUGUGUGUGUGUGUUGCGGCUUUAUUUAUGACAUUAACGGGCAUCUUUAUACUUGUUCCAUGAAGUGAAGAAUACAAGACUGUAAACAUUGUUAUUACAGGAAACCAUUACUGUUCACAUUCUGAUGUUCUCUGCCUCCCGGGCCCUGGAGUCACCUCCACUGUUAACCCUGGAGCAUCAAAAAUCAUUUCAAUUGUGCAUUAAUCCACCUGUGCCUUUGUGUAACUGUACAAAUAAACAAUGUUUUCAAUCAAUACAUUUGCAAUUCUCUUUUCCCUACAAAGCGAAAGUUAGCAGAGCUGCACCUGUUUAUCUUCUGAGGGCUCAACCUGUGUGAAGUCUGUGUUUAGUCUGAAGGCGUGGUCCAGCUGUGUAUGCUUUGUGUGUAUUGUUUGGUGGCCUCUUUUUUUUUUUUCUAUUUCUCUCAACUGACCUAACUUCUAAGCGCAUUAUAAUGUCAAACGAUACGUUUCAUGUCGGCAAACGGCACAGUUAUUAAUACAUUAUAGAUUAGAGCUGUGUUUUCUGUAUGAAUACUUAUAGAUCACAAACUAUGAUCACAUUUGUUCUUAUCACAAGAUCCAAUAAGUGUUGCGACUCGAUUGACUUACAGUUCAUGAAUUGUACUCUAGGUGGCGAUGUUUACUUAAUUUUGCCUUUUUUUAUUCACAUUUGUGUUCAAGCUACUGCAUGAAAUAUUUUAAAAUAUGCUCAUUGAUUAAAAAAAAAAUCAUACAUUUCACACAAUGCAGAUACAGUUCCAGUCUUUGCCA
This is a messenger RNA of Anarrhichthys ocellatus (wolf-eel), 1800 nucleotides long. RefSeq names its product glycolipid transfer protein-like. Gene Ontology annotation, cellular component: cytoplasm; membrane; cytosol. Bases 102 to 731 code for a protein of 209 amino acids. The transcript has 5 exons. NCBI's taxonomy places the organism in Eukaryota, Metazoa, Chordata, Actinopteri, Perciformes, Anarhichadidae. The record is from RefSeq and is a predicted model, not a curated record. Gene Ontology annotation, molecular function: ceramide 1-phosphate transfer activity; ceramide 1-phosphate binding. Gene Ontology annotation, biological process: intermembrane lipid transfer; ceramide transport.